This is a messenger RNA of Frieseomelitta varia, 2906 nucleotides long. RefSeq names its product pre-mRNA-processing factor 6 (gene Prp6). The transcript is spliced from 9 exons. Gene Ontology annotation, biological process: mRNA splicing, via spliceosome; spliceosomal tri-snRNP complex assembly. Gene Ontology annotation, cellular component: U4/U6 x U5 tri-snRNP complex; catalytic step 2 spliceosome. The record is from RefSeq and is a predicted model, not a curated record. Bases 88 to 2883 code for a protein of 931 amino acids. Lineage: Eukaryota; Metazoa; Arthropoda; Insecta; Hymenoptera; Apidae. Gene Ontology annotation, molecular function: protein binding.
UAGCUUCGAGAAAUCACUACUUGAGAGGUUAGUUUGCGUUUCAAAAAUUUUGUUUGUGUUUACACGGAGGAAAAGAAAAAUAUAAAAAUGGCGGUUCCGUCAGUUUCGCUAUCAACGAGAAACAAAAAACACUUCCUGGGUGUUCCAGCACCCUUGGGAUAUGUUGCUGGCGUUGGAAGAGGAGCUACUGGAUUCACAACCAGAUCUGACAUUGGUCCAGCUCGCGAUGCCAACGAUGUUUCGGAUGACAGACACGCUCCGCCUACGAAAAGGACAAAGAAGAAAGAAGAGGAGGAAGAAGACGAGGAAGAUUUGAACGAUUCUAAUUACGAUGAAUUUUCCGGAUAUGGAGGAUCUCUGUUCAGCAAAGAUCCUUAUGACAAAGACGAUGAAGAGGCCGAUGCUAUUUACGAGGCAAUUGACAAACGAAUGGAUGAAAAGCGCAAAGAAUACAGGGAAAAGAGGCUGAGAGAAGAGUUGGAAAGGUAUCGUCAAGAACGUCCUAAAAUUCAGCAACAGUUCUCAGACUUGAAGAGGGAAUUGGUAAAUGUAACCGAGGAAGAAUGGAAAAAUGUUCCAGAAGUUGGCGACGCUAGAAAUAGGAAGCAACGAAAUCCUCGGGCAGAGAAGUUCACGCCACUGCCGGACUCGGUUCUCGCGCGGAACUUGGGAGGCGAAACGUCAACCAGCAUAGAUCCGUCGAGUGGUUUGGCGUCGAUGAUGCCAGGUGUGGCAACACCUGGGAUGUUGACGCCGACAGGAGACUUAGAUUUAAGAAAAAUUGGUCAGGCUAGAAACACUUUAAUGAACGUUAAAUUGAAUCAGGUCUCCGACUCUGUCGAAGGACAGACUGUCGUAGAUCCCAAAGGUUAUCUUACCGACUUGCAGAGUAUGAUACCAACGUACGGCGGUGACAUCAACGAUAUCAAGAAAGCCAGAUUGUUGUUAAAAUCCGUGAGGGAGACGAAUCCCAAUCAUCCACCAGCGUGGAUCGCUUCUGCUCGUUUGGAAGAGGUCACUGGGAAAGUGCAGGCAGCUCGGAAUUUAAUAAUGAAAGGCUGCGAAGUGAACCCUACGUCGGAAGAUCUAUGGUUGGAAGCGGCCAGGCUGCAACCGCCAGACACAGCUAAAGCGGUGAUCGCUCAAUCGGUACGGCAUAUACCAACAUCCGUUCGAAUAUGGAUAAAAGCAGCGGAUUUGGAAAUCGAGACGAAAGCAAAGAGAAGAGUGUACCGCAAAGCAUUGGAGCAUAUUCCGAAUUCAGUGAGACUGUGGAAAGCUGCAGUGGAGUUGGAAGAACCGGAAGACGCGCGAAUUUUGCUCAGCCGGGCAGUCGAGUGUUGCCCAACCAGCGUUGACUUGUGGCUUGCUCUCGCUCGAUUAGAAACCUAUGACAAUGCCAGAAAAGUUCUUAACAAAGCAAGAGAAAAUAUCCCAACGGAUAGGCAAAUUUGGACAACAGCCGCAAAGUUGGAAGAGGCGAACGGAAAUAAACAUAUGGUGGAGAAAAUCAUCGAUCGCGCAAUAUCUUCUUUGAGCGCGAACGGGGUGGAAAUCAAUAGAGAACAUUGGUUUAAAGAAGCUAUGGAGGCUGAAAAGGCUGGGGCAGUGCAUACCUGUCAGGUUAUUGUUAAGGCGAUCAUUAGUUUUGGAGUGGAGGAAGAGGACAGGAAACAUACAUGGAUGGAAGACGCAGAAACAUGCGCUCAACAAGGGGCAUUGGAAUGUGCUAGAGCAGUCUAUGCUUAUGCGUUAUCGACGUUCCCCAGUAAAAAGUCAAUUUGGCUGCGCGCAGCUUACUUUGAGAAAACUUAUGGCACGCGAGAGUCUUUGGAGUCUUUACUUCAAAGAGCGGUUGCCCACUGUCCGAAGAGCGAAGUACUUUGGCUCAUGGGUGCAAAGUCGAAGUGGUUGGCUGGAGACGUCCCAGCAGCGAGAGGUAUUUUAUCACUUGCGUUUCAAGCGAAUCCAAAUUCCGAAGAGAUUUGGCUAGCAGCUGUGAAGCUGGAAUCAGAGAAUUCCGAAUACGAGAGAGCUAGACGAUUGCUCGCGAAAGCAAGAGCGUCUGCACCAACUCCUAGAGUGAUGAUGAAAAGCGCGAAAUUGGAAUGGGCUUUGAACAACCUCGACGCGGCGUUACUGCUUCUGAAAGAAGCUCUAGAAGCAUUCGAUGAUUUCCCGAAACUGUGGCUAAUGAAGGGACAAAUCGAAGAACAACAAGGGAAUUUAGACAAAGCUUUAGACACAUACAAUCAAGCUAUCAAAAAAUGUCCCAAUUCUAUACCACUGUGGCGUUUACUGGCACAGUUGGAGCACAGAAAGGGUCAAGUUACCAAAGCCAGAUCGGUGUUGGAGAAGGCUCGGUUAAAGAAUUUAAAGAACCCAGAGCUUUGGUUGGAAGCUAUCAGAAAUGAAUUAAAAGUUGGCGGUGUCAGAGACAUGGCAAACACACUCAUGGCGAAAGCGCUUCAGGAAUGUCCAACAUCUGGCUUGCUUUGGGCAGAGGCGAUCUUUAUGGAACCUCGGCCACAAAGAAAGACAAAAAGUGUCGAUGCUUUGAAAAAGUGCGAGCACGAUCCACACGUGCUUCUUGCAGUAUCCAAAUUAUUCUGGUGUGAGCAUAAAAUUUCGAAGUGUCGGGACUGGUUCAAUCGUACGGUGAAAAUAGAUCCAGACUUGGGAGAUGCGUGGGCAUAUUUUUACAAGUUCGAACUUUUAAACGGAACGGAGGAGCAGCAAGAAGACGUGAAGAAAAGAUGCAUCGCCGCAGAACCUCACCAUGGUGAAAAUUGGUGCAAAGUAUCAAAGAAUAUAGCAAACUGGUGUCUAAGUACCGAUCAAAUCUUAGUAUUAGUUGCAAAAGAUUUGCCAAUUCCAAUAUAAUUAAUAAAGUAAUUUAAGUAAAU